This is a messenger RNA of Spirometra erinaceieuropaei, 1069 nucleotides long. Lineage: Eukaryota; Metazoa; Platyhelminthes; Cestoda; Diphyllobothriidea; Diphyllobothriidae. The record is from the annotation of a GenBank genome assembly.
AUGAUAUCUUUAUGUGUGUCGGUGCACUGUUGGCGGUCGUUGUGGUAUAUCACCAUCUUUUUGUCUUGUAAAUCAUUCCCUGUGCAUUUGUUAUCUUUUCUUAGUCAUGCUGGCCGCGAUAGCUGCGACUGCGGACUACGUAUACUUGCAGUUACUGGAACCACAUGUUACAGACUCCCUUUACAACUUAUCGACGGCAAAAAUUGGCUCUGAGCUAGUAUUUACCGUUUUCCAUUUAUGCUUUAGAAUUCCACGUUCUUUUACACCAAGCUGGUCCCGACAGUGCCCCCUAGUGCAUGCUCACCAAUUGAAAAUUCGUUAGAGGUGAGCAACAACAUAGCGUUUGCAAUCCGCGGGUAACUCCUUAUUCGCAUGCUUUACCACUGCACAGGGGUUGCAGUUUUGUUACAAAGGCUGUCUACGCCCAAGCAGCUGGUGCUGUCGCCUUUAUAGCAUACGACUAUGUAAAUACGUCGUCUUGGACCUUGAGUAUGAUUCAGGAUGAGACCUCCCGGCAAAUCACAAUACCGUGCGCAUUUAUGCGGGGUCGCUCUGCGUAUGUUUUCCGAAUUGUGUCCUGUAUUUCUAUUCUGUUUUUAUAAAGAGUUAUGUGUCCUCAUUCAAAUUGCGUGUUGUCAUUAUGGCUUCCUAUGUGCUGGCCGACGGUUAACCGUAAGACCUUCCCGUCCCCAGAACUCGUGUAUGUCCCUGGUCUGCAGCCUUAUGCCGCAGUAUCGACUGAUAUGUACUAGGCAAAUCACUAGAGGACCUUUUUAGUUAACUUCCCCUUUGUAUUUAUACUGAGGCCGUUAAUUCGGCGGGUGGUUCCGCACUUUCGUGCGUGCGGCUUUACCGUUUGCGUGUUUUUUUGACAUUCUAUUUGUCUGCCGUGCAUGCACCGCGAAUAACUUCUACUUUUAACAGGAAAAAUGUUUAUUCCGCCUCCAGUCUAGAAAUCCUCACACGACUUGAAGCCUUCGGUUUGAAAUAUGCAGUUGUAAACUUCCCUGUAAACAGUGUUGGGGCGUCCAUUGCCGUCGCUCACCACCGGCCUUGGACUCUGUGGUGA